GGAAAUUCCAAGGGUACUCACUUCUCCAUCAUGUUAAUCGUUUUACAUUAAGCCUUCAAGGUUAUUAAUCUAAUUAUAUCACUCAUGAUUGCCUCCCUACACCUCUUUAAUGGAACAGAUACCAGUAAAUACGUAGUAGUUGUGCAGCCCUUACUGCUACUCCCCACGUUUCAUCGCCAAAAGCAUGGCCACUAAUCGCUCGAGGCUCCACCUCUAUUCCCUUCCAAAUGAGGUGUUCGUUCAGAUCCUAUCCCCAUUGCCAACCCACUCCCUUCUCCCCUUAACGACGGUGUCCCACCGGUUUUAUGCUUUAAUAUUACGGAUCCUACACUACCGAAUUCUUGUCUCUGUAUCCCUGAGCGAAUAUAACCUUAUGCUCGACUGCUUAAAUCCGAGCUCAUAUUCUACUGAACCCCACGUCUUUUGCAAAUACCUCGGUACGGAUGGUUUGAGUAACCAGUACGAAGGGAAGGGCUCAUUGUACGAGAAUAUUGAUACAGCACAGCAGCUAGGGAGACUCGGUUCCCUAUAUUCUAGAUUUCGGCCCAGUGUGGUAGUAAUGCAAAGUAUCGGUGGAGCAAGGCGUUUCUCAUCAGCGGGUAGGGCAUCUGCAGGGAGAUGUAUUGUGCAACUCAAUGCUGAUUGUGUCGAAAGUCAACCAGGAGCAAGCGGACAGCUCAGUCGUGACACUUCCUAUGCAUCUAGAGGCAUUCGAAAAUUUCAUCCAAUUAUGUAUAGCCGUGAAUGUAGUAGAAGUGAUGUGGGGGAGUAAUUUCCCUCUGGGAGCAGUGACAGUUGAAAACGGGGUUAUUAGGUUAUUUAGAGACUGGCUAAGGAACCAUGCGAAACAUUCCGGUCAGUCUUUUGAGUCCUCACCAGAUUCGGAAGAAUCCGAUCAUUCCGUCUGUUCGUCGACCAGCG
This is a messenger RNA of Aspergillus caelatus, 921 nucleotides long. RefSeq names its product F-box protein. The transcript is spliced from 2 exons. The coding region runs from base 185 to 772 and encodes 195 amino acids. Lineage: Eukaryota; Fungi; Ascomycota; Eurotiomycetes; Eurotiales; Aspergillaceae. Gene Ontology annotation, molecular function: protein binding. The record is from RefSeq and is a predicted model, not a curated record.